Messenger RNA from Phalacrocorax carbo (great cormorant), 5422 nucleotides. NCBI's taxonomy places the organism in Eukaryota, Metazoa, Chordata, Aves, Suliformes, Phalacrocoracidae. The record is from RefSeq and is a predicted model, not a curated record.
CGGCCCAGGCCCCGGCUCCGUCCGCGGGGAGAGGCGCGGCCCGGGGAGGCGGCUGCGAGCCGCUCGGGAGGCGAGGCAGCGGGAGCGCGGCUGUGGGGCGCUGCCGCCGGCCGGGGCGGCCGCGGGCGCCGGGGACCGGCUGUGCCUCUGGGUCCGGUCGUGCCUCCGGGAGCGCCGGCGUCGCUGCCCGCGGUCGGCUUUGGAAGGCACUCGCGCUGGGGGAUGAGCCGGCUUCGGUUACCAACGCAGCUGCGAUGAACGAAGCUUCGGCUUCGGUAACGUCGAAGGAAGGAACGUUCCUCCCUUAGGCAGGCUCGCAGAUGGGUCAGGGACUCUGGAGAGUUGCUAGGAACCAGCAACUGCAACAGCAAGGAUACAGCGGACAAGGCUAUCUUACCAGAGAACAUGGUAGGAGGAUAGCUACUAACAACAUUUCCAACACAACCCAUCGCAAACAAGCCCAAGGAGGCAUUGACAUCUACCACCUGUUGAAGACAAGAAAAUCUAAAGAACAAGAAGGAUUCAUUAACCUGGAAAUGCUGCCACCAGAGCUUAGUUUUACCAUUUUGUCAUACCUGAAUGCAACUGAUCUCUGUCUAGCUUCAUGUGUCUGGCAGGAUCUUGCUAAUGAUGAGCUUCUCUGGCAAGGGUUGUGCAAAUCCACUUGGGGUCACUGUUCUAUAUACAAUAAGAAUCCACCUCUAGGAUUUUCUUUCAGAAAAUUGUAUAUGCAGCUAGACGAGGGCAGUCUCACCUUUAACGCCAACCCUGAUGAGGGAGUCAACUACUUUAUGUCCAAGGGCAUAUUAGACGAUUCACCGAAGGAAAUAGCUAAGUUUAUCUUUUGCACAAGAACACUAAAUUGGAAGAAGCUGAGAAUCUACCUUGAUGAAAGGCGAGAUGUUUUGGACGACCUUGUGACGCUGCACAACUUCAGAAAUCAGUUCUUGCCAAAUGCACUGAGAGAGUUCUUCAGACACAUUCAUGCUCCUGAGGAGCGUGGGGAGUACCUUGAGACUCUCAUAACAAAGUUCUCUCACAGAUUCUGUGCUUGUAACCCCGAUUUGAUGAGAGAGCUUGGCCUUAGCCCUGAUGCAGUUUACGUACUGUGUUACUCUUUGAUUCUACUUUCCAUUGAUCUAACAAGCCCUCACGUGAAGAACAAAAUGUCAAAAAGGGAAUUCAUCCGAAAUACGCGACGAGCUGCACAGAAUAUUAGCGAAGAUUUUGUAGGGCACCUUUAUGACAACAUCUACCUUAUUGGCCAUGUGGCUGCCUAAAAGCACAAUUUGCUAGCACUUAAAAUUUGUAAUUUUCAAAAACUACAUCCAUUCAAGAAAUUAAUUAUUUUGUAGAGAUGGGGGUUAUUUUAGUGCUGGUCAUUCUAACCUCUGUAUGCAAUCAAAGUUUGUGUGUGUAAGUGUGCGUAUGUGUAAACUACCUUUUCUAUCUGUUUACUGUGGGAACGGAAGGAUUUGGAGAUUAGGUUUUCAUAAUUUUUUUAGUUUUGCACAAAACAAUGCCAUUAGUCUGACACAGCCUUUUACGAAUGUUAAACUGACAUUACAAUCUAAGCUGACAAAGUGGUGAAUUUGUGCAUUAAAUCUGCUUGAAACUUUAAUAAGUUCAUUCUUUUUAGAAUACCAUGUAAUGUGUAUAUAUUUAAAGAGAUUUAUAAUCAUAAUUAUUUUAUUGUAAAAUAUUUUAACUAAAAUGUCUUCUUUUAUCUCUUAAAAAUAGCGUUGUACUUCUUUCUUUAGCAUUUUUUUACAAUGCUGACUACCUCAGAUACAUAACUUAGAGAAACUAUUGUCUGAAUACUACAAUAAAGUUUAUUCUAGGAGAUGACAGAACACUUGUGAAAUAUCUAAGCUGAUAUUUAAUACUAUAUUGACUAACUUGAAUUAGUAUAUUGCCAAUCUGCUGUUCACUCAAUUCUGAGGAAGAUUACAACCUCUGUUUUAGAUGAACCCCGAUGUCAUACAGGGAUAGCCUAGGGCAACCGUGCAGUUUACAUUGAGAGAGCUAACCUAUGUUGCAGACACUGGUUACUGGGGACACAAGGCAACUGCAGUCAUCCCUUCAGCACAGUAGGCAAGGAGAAGUCUCAGCAGGGAAAGUGGUAGGGGCAGCUAACGUGUUGCUGCUUUCAGCUGCUUCCCUCGGUCUAGAAGUGUCAAUGAUGGAAAUGCCUAGGCAAAUAUGUACCAGAUGACUCAUUGCUAAAGCUGUUAAAAAGUGACUGUGCAAGAUUAGAGCAGUGACUAAGCAGGACUGGAGAGCUGUUUCAGACUCAGGCACUGAAUUGCUUUCUCUAAAUCUGUCAUGUAGCUAGAUUUUAAAUAGUUCUAGAUUUAUGAAAAUACUUAAAGAAUGGUUUCGGUCAGGUUGUCUCUUGUAUUUUCUGAAGUGUGUAGAAUAUUAGCAGUGCAACUGCUGUGCAUGUGCAGGAAUUGAAUGAGGAUUUGCCUUGUUUUUGUUCAGAUAACUCGUAGAGCAGUGCUUUUAUUAAAUUGUCAUAACAUGUAGUUGAAAUCAGAGCUAUUCCUCAUUAUAUUUGUUUACAUACUAUUCAGCCAUCGCUAGCAUCUGGAUUCAUUGUGGUAACAAGCAGACUUACCUUUUUUCCCUACCACACCGUGAGGUGAGGUAGGAAGAUAGUUGUUUUUCAGAUUAAUCUGAUUUUUUAUGUAGGAUGCUUAUGGCAGAACCAGGAAUUGAAUGCAGGUCGUAGUCCUCGCAGGCACGCACUUUACCCACACUGCUGCUUUCCGUUUGGCACCUAGGGGGUGUUAUAUUUGUCUUAAAUAUGAGAAGUGAUGACAAUGACAGUCCAUGUAUGGGCUACAUAAAUGAGAGGGAGAAAAAAAAUGUAGCUACUGCUGCUAUUUCAAGUGUUUAGAAGAUUUUGAUUAUAGCUCUGGUCCACAUGCAAAAAUGCACCCAGAAAAAGUUGUAAUUUUUUAAUUAUGUUACCUUUAAUCAAGUGUAGAUGUCAUUUGUGUUUGGGUAGCAUACACAGCCAAAGCCAGGAGCCAGUAGUUUUGCAGCUAUGUGCUGGGCAGGUUUUACAAUACCACUCCCCUCUCUCAGGAUAACUUCUUAUCACUUCACCCUGUGUCAUUUCAUAUAUUUCAGAAAGCCCAAGGCAGUGGUCAGUUAAUCUGAAACACGAAACACAAAUAAAGAGUAUAUGGUAUGUUGGGGAACUUUGUUUAAGGCACAGGUACCUGGUCCUGUUAAAAAAAAAAAAAAAAAAAAAAGGAAAACUUUUAGCAGAAUCUGUAAAACCAACAAAAAAGGAUAAGUGUCUCUGUGCUCCUUAAAGUGAUCUUACAUCCAGACUGCAGAAUAUGGCUUUCUAGGAAAUACUCCUCAGAAGUUUUACACUUAAAAAGAAGAAUUUAGUGAACUUUGAAAUUACAGCUAAUCUUAUCGGGAAAUGUUUUCUUCUCAAAACACAAAUGCAGAGCGAGGCCUAAUUCUCUUCUGACUGGUAGUUAUAUAUUGGCAUUAGUGAUACUAGAUUUGAUUUUGCACUGAUACGAGAGUACGAAUUGUUAAUCUGCAUUUCUCUUAAUUUCCAGUUACCCUCGGUUCCCAUCCUCAGACAGAUACAGAACAAAGUCUCCAAGCAGACAGAAUGUGUUUUUCUGGAGUAGAUGAGUACAUCUAUUAACAAGGUUUAGAAAGCUUCAAGGCCAGUGUAACAGCCAAGAAGAUAAAGUAGAAACAGAAUGAUAUGGUUAUAGCUCCCAUAAGACACAAGUCUAGGGGAGAAGAAAAAAAGCCAAACCAAAACCCUAACCAUGUACGGAUGACAGCAUCUGACCCUCACAACAGGAUUUUGAACUGUGUUAGAUGGUUAGUGCCCGACUCGAGCUGUACAUCAUGUUACUAACUCAGAGUGGAACAGAAAACGGCAAACCCAAUAUGCCAAGCGUGAAUUCCCCUAGAGGUAACCAAGAAACAGAAAAUGACAAUAGACAUUUCUUCUGUCCUUCUUUUGAAGUUUGAGUCUUUCUCCAGAGUGGCAGAGGAAUAAUUUUUUUCAUUUUAAGAAUCUAGACUUUUCAUGAAGUUAGGCAAUUUUCUGCCUUAAAAGGAAAAAAUAUCUUACGCAGGUGUAACUACUCUUACAAAGUGAGAAGGAUCAAGUUUGAAUUCUCUUAGUCAUCCUCCAAAAGCCCUCUAAAAACUAAGUUUUGGGCAGUGUCUUCUUCAGUGCACUAUUGGUGUCUCCACGUACAUUUUAAAAGAAAAUGGUGAUAGAUACUCCAUUGAUCCAGGUGUCAAUGAAUGAUGUGAUGUGGAAACAAGCUCCUUGAUCAAGCGCUUCAGGAGAGUAUCCCAAGGCUUAAUUACAGGAGCAUGAUCAUAUUCAUAACUGCGAAGUGAUUCCCAAGCUAUUGUGAUUCCACCAUUUCGUGCCCUUUGAGCUUUGGCUACGUGAUAUUGCCUUCGUGCUAACUGUACGCAGCACUGAAGGAAGAAAUGAGCCUGCAGCCCAUCCCCCUGCGAACGCUAGUCGUUCUGGUCCUAAAAGACGCUGAAGUUGUGUUCUGAACGGCCAUUUCUGAAAUUUUGCUAAUUUUAGUAUACACAGAUGUGACAGAAGGACAACUGGUCUUUGUUCAGGCAGGGGAAAUGAGUGUACCUGUGUCCUUGUAAAGUGUCACAUAAUACCGCUCAUUUUUGCCUGUAUUAAAUUCUGAGGCCCUCAUUGCAUUUAUUCAAGGAAUACGGCGUAUAUUACAUAUUUGCGUGGUUUAGUUAUAGACAGUGUCUGAUAUUCUACAUUUUCUCAAAACUUUCUGCCUUGACUACUAUCCAUUCAUACUCUAAACAUACAGCUUUGGCUUUUUAAAAUUAAUCAAAGCUGCUUCAACGUACAAAAGCGCAAACAAGUCUAAGUUAGAGACACGUUUGUCAACUUUGAAGUGGGCAAGACAUGCGCAUUCAGGAAAAAAACAUUCAGUGUGUUCCCUUCAGCCUUUCCCUCCCACCCCCCACUCUGGAAAAAGAAAAAUUAUAAACAGUUUCAAAAUACAGAUUUAGGAAAAUAAACUGACUAGCCAGGCAAAUAAAUGUUACUGUUCCCUCUUCAGUAUGCUGCAGUUUGUUAAUGUUCUUUACACCACUUCAUCAACAGGAAUUGCUCCUUUUUGAAGUGGUAAUAGUUUUGUUCUCUGUGUAAGGUUGUCAUUGUGCAAUCUGGUAUUUUUUCUAGUUCUGUUUUUAGAAAACAAGUAUUAAGUACUUAAGCAAAAUUGAGGUAUACCUACUUGGUCAUGUUAGAAUGUCAAAAUAACAAUAUUAAAUAUUUAGAAAAGUCAGAUUUACUUGCCUUAUAUGGGAUUGGGAUUUUUUUUCUUUUCACAUAUUUCAUGUAAGUAUCAAAACUAAUAAACAUUAAGGCUGA